AUGUCUAGCAAAACCCAAAACCCUAUGCGUGAGUUGCGUAUCGAGAAAUUAGUCUUGAACAUUUGUGUUGGUGAAUCCGGUGAUAGAUUAACCAGAGCCUCAAAGGUUUUGGAACAAUUAUCUGGUCAAACCCCAGUUCAAUCAAAAGCUAGAUACACUGUCAGAACCUUCGGUAUUAGAAGAAAUGAAAAGAUUGCUGUUCACGUUACUGUCAGAGGACCAAAAGCUGAAGAAAUCUUGGAAAGAGGAUUGAAAGUCAAGGAAUAUCAAUUAAGAAACAGAAACUUUUCAGCCACCGGUAACUUUGGUUUCGGUAUUGACGAACACAUUGAUUUGGGUAUCAAAUAUGACCCAUCUAUUGGUAUUUACGGUAUGGACUUUUACGUUGUUAUGGGAAGAGCCGGUGCUAGAGUUACCAGAAGAAAGAGAGUUAGAUCUACCAUUGGUAACAACCACAAGACCAACAAAGAAGACACUAUCCAAUGGUUCAAGACCAAGUACGAUGCUGAUGUUUUGGACAAAUAA
Lodderomyces orthopsilosis Co 90-125 is the source of this 525-nucleotide messenger RNA. It is a transcript of the gene RPL11, whose product is annotated as 60S ribosomal protein uL5. Gene Ontology annotation, molecular function: RNA binding; structural constituent of ribosome. Lineage: Eukaryota; Fungi; Ascomycota; Pichiomycetes; Serinales; Debaryomycetaceae. Gene Ontology annotation, cellular component: ribosome; cytosolic large ribosomal subunit. Gene Ontology annotation, biological process: translation. Bases 1 to 525 code for a protein of 174 amino acids. The transcript has 2 exons. The record is from RefSeq and is a predicted model, not a curated record.